This is a messenger RNA of Pestalotiopsis fici W106-1, 1800 nucleotides long. RefSeq lists its product as uncharacterized. Gene Ontology annotation, biological process: transmembrane transport. Lineage: Eukaryota; Fungi; Ascomycota; Sordariomycetes; Amphisphaeriales; Sporocadaceae. The coding region runs from base 1 to 1800 and encodes 599 amino acids. Gene Ontology annotation, cellular component: membrane. Gene Ontology annotation, molecular function: transmembrane transporter activity. The record is from RefSeq and is a predicted model, not a curated record. The transcript has a single exon.
AUGGCUUCGCAAUCCGAACCGGACCAACCAGCGACGGCGCCGUUGUUGCGAUCGCCCUCGACAUCGACUCUGGGCCCUCUCAGCGACACGAGUUCUAUUCGAGAUGCCUCAUCCGACCGAAAGCGCCGGCGCAACGCUCGCGUGUUGCGAGUCUUGUCGUUUGCAUCCGCUGUCUUUUCGGCCUUUUGCGUCGGCACCAUCAGCGUCUUCUCCCUGUACGCGCCCAGAUUCCAGCAGGCACUACGCUUUACGCAAUUUGAGAUCAACGGUAUAGCGAGCGCAAUGAGUAUCUCGCUGUAUAUCCUCGUGCCGCUGGUCGGUUACCUUUGCGACCGCGUGGGGCCUGGCCCGCUGUCACUCGUUGCAGCCGCAUUGCUUGCAGGCGGUUAUGGUUUAGCUGCGUCAUUGUAUCACAAGGGAGAAACUUCACUGCGGACCAUCGAAGCAUAUGAUAGCCACACCCUCGUACCUUACAUGGUUCUGGCCUUUGUCUUCAUCGGCGCCGGCACGUCGUUCCUCUACCUGAGCGCUGUCUCAACUUGCGCCAAAAACUUUGGCAAGGGCAAGUAUCGUGGUUUGAUGCUUGCGGCGCCCUUGACAUCGAUUGGUCUCGGUGGAAUCCUUGUGAGCCAAUUCGGCAGCCAUUUCUUGUGCGAGAGAAACCCCGAUGGGUCCAGGGGCGAGGUCAACGUCUUCCACUUCUUCAUUUUCUUGGCUGUACUUCUCUCUGUUGCCGGCGUCUUUGGCGGGUUCUUCCUCCGCGUCAUUGACGAGGACGAGCUCAUCGAUGAUGCCGUGGAUGAACUUGAAAGAAGUGGAUUUCUCGACGAUACAGACAUCUACCGACGACCAAGCCGAGCGGGAAGUGAGGUCUUCCGGCGACCAAGCCGAACUGGAAGCGACGUUUUCCGACGAUCUGGCAGAGGUUAUGGCACUGUUGGUGGCUCGGUUGAGGAUAUGGAGAAUGCAGGCAUUCUUGAUCCCUAUGUGCAGGACGAGGAUGAAGAGGAUCCACUCCUCAAGAAGCAGUGGCUACUCAAUGCUGAAACUCGAAAAUUCCUCACGGAUCCAACAAUGUGGUUGCUUGCGGUUGGUUUCUGGUUAAUCAUUGGCCCUGGGGAAUCAUUCCUGAACAAUCUCGGGACCGUUAUUGGCACGUUGUACUCGCCGGGACUGCCUGGUACUGAGACUUCGGCGGCAACACACGUCUCGAUCCUUGCGGCAACGAGUACUGCUGCACGAUUGCUUACAGGAUCACUCAGCGAUCUAAUCUCCCCGAGUCCACAUACACAACAUCCCCAGACUGGCUUGGAGUCCUCGGGCACGUUGCCGCAGCGCCGGUUUUUAAUCUCGCGCAUUGUUCUACUCAGUGCCUCGGGUUUUCUCAUGUCACUAGGAACUCUUGUACUCGCCUCUGGGUAUGUCCAGGGCCACGGUGAAAGGUUCUGGAUUGUAUCUGGUCUCGUCGGGUUUGGAUAUGGUGCUCUUUUCAGCCUGACGCCGAUCAUUGUUACUAUCAUAUGGGGCGUCGAGAACUUUGGUACGAACUUUGGAAUCAUCGCCGUGUCUCCGGCAGUUGGAGCUACCAUGUGGGGAUUGAUCUAUGCUUCCGAGUAUCAGCAUGGUGCAAAGAACUCGCCUCUACUGGCAGACGGCACGGAAGACGUUUUCUGUCAUGGCAGGCAUUGUUAUACGGCAACAUUUUGGGCGAUGACAAUCAGCAUUUGGAUAGGAUGCGCUUUGUUUAUACUGGCAUGGAAAGGCAAGAACGGGUGGUCGAGACGGGGUAUUGUCAUCUAA